AAUAUCGACCUAUCGGGGCGAUAACAACAUUGACGAAAACAAAGCAAUUCGCGUAUAUAUAUAAUAUUUGGCAGUAUUUAUUAUCAUUUCGUCAAAAGUCGUCGCAAACGCGCCUCAAACAAUCUAUAUAUACACACCCAAGUUUCGUUUGCCUGCUGCGUUAGUGUGGAAUUUCUUUUGCAUGUUGGAGCGAACACAGCAAAGGAAAAUCUCUACACUGAGGCAACAACGCAACACCCUGCGACCUCGAGACGCAGCCAGUGCAAUACAUUGAAAUGCAAAAUUACGGCGUUGGAGCUGCUGCUGCUACUGCUGCAGCUCCAACGGUCAAACGCCGUACGGACAGCUAUGAGGCUGCACAAAACCAUCCACAUACGCCCAGCAGCGGCGAGAACUCCCGUUGCGAAAGCGAUGAAGAGUAUGUAAACACCAGGAUCUUGCGGCGACGCAUGGAGCUACAGUCGACGCCUGUCGUGACGGUGGCGCCAACAUCAGCUACAGCAACAGCCCCAACAACAGCACAGGGUCAUGUGGAGCAGCCGGAGUUUCCGGCGGCCACAUCCUCGGCCUCAUCGUACAACGAGGAGCGCAUGCGACGCAAACUUCAAUUUUUCUUCAUGAAUCCCAUAGAAAAGUGGCAGGCCCGACGAAAGUUUCCCUAUAAAUUUGUGGUGCAGAUUGUGAAGAUUAUUCUGGUGACCAUGCAGCUGUGCCUGUUCGCUCACUCGCGCUAUAAUCACAUCAACUAUACCUGGGAUAAUCGUAUCGCAUUCUCGCACCUGUUUCUCAAGGGUUGGGACUCGUCGCGCGAAGUUGAGAGCUAUCCGCCCGCCGUGGGACCUUUUGCGUUGUAUGAGAAGACCGAGUUCUUUAAUACGGUUCAGUUUGCGGUGGACGGGUAUGGCAAUAUGAGUCGUUCCAUUGGACCCUACUAUUAUCCCACGUCGAAUAAUACUAUGCCACCGCUGACGCUGUGCAUGCAAAACUAUCGUGAGGGCACAAUUUUUGGGUUUAAUGAAUCCUAUAUCUUUGAUCCGCAUAUCGAUGAGCUGUGCGAGAAACUGCCGCCAAAUGUCUCCAGCAUUGGUGUGCAGCAAUAUUUAAGCGAUCAGGGUGUGGAUGUCAAUUUCGCAUCGCUGGUAACAGCCGAGCUGACGUUUAAGAUCAAAACUGUCAAUUUUAAGGCCAACGGCGGUGCGUUGUCUGCUCCCGAUUGCUUUAGGUUCGACGUAUCCAUACUGUUUAACAAUCGGGAUCACGAUGGCCAAGUGCUGUUAUCCCUUGAUGCGGAGGCAACGCGAUUAAAGUGCAAGGGAGACACGGAUUUCAUUUCGGAAGCGCGUUUCGAUGCAAUAUUGAGAAGUAUUCUUAAUAUCUUUGUGCUAAUGACCUGCGCCCUAUCCUUUGCCCUCUGCACUCGCGCGCUCUGGAGAGCCUAUUUGCUGAAGUGCACCACAAAGAACUUCUUCCGUUCACAUUUCGGCAAAGAACUCAGCUUUGAUGGUCGUCUGGAGUUUAUUAACUUUUGGUACAUUAUGAUCAUCUUUAAUGAUGUUCUGCUUAUCAUUGGUUCGGCACUGAAGGAACAAAUCGAAGGCCGUUAUAUGGUUGUGGAUCAGUGGGAUACCUGCUCGCUAUUUCUGGGCAUUGGCAAUAUGCUGGUGUGGUUUGGUGUGCUGCGCUAUUUGGGCUUCUUCAAGACCUACAAUGUUGUAAUACUCACGCUCAAGAAAGCAGCACCGAAAAUUCUUCGGUUUCUCAUUGCCGCUCUGCUGAUCUAUGCGGGUUUCGUAUUCUGUGGCUGGCUUAUAUUGGGGCCCUAUCACAUGAAGUUCCGAUCGUUGGCAACGACCUCCGAGUGCCUGUUUUCGCUGAUCAAUGGCGACGACAUGUUUGCAACGUUCGCGACCCUCUCCAAUAAGGCCAACUGGCUGUGGUGGUUCUGUCAGAUUUAUUUGUACUCUUUCAUUUCAUUAUAUAUCUAUGUGGUGCUAUCACUGUUUAUAGCUGUUAUUAUGGACGCAUACGAUACAAUUAAGAAGUACUAUAAAGAUGGAUUUCCCAUCUCCGAUCUCAAGGCGUUUGUGGGCACUCGCACCGCCGAGGACAUUAGCUCUGGUGUAUUCAUGAACAAUUUGGAUGACUUUGAGCAGACCAAUUUUCUAGAUAUUAUGAGAAGCGUUUGCUGCUGCAGCUGCUGCAAACGUCGCGCGGAACCCACCCAAGGCAAUAGCGGCUACACAAGCCUAUCUAGUAUUAUGAAAUAGUAUGAUGCGCCAUAGAACUUGCAGGUGUUUUGUUUUAAUAUCUUGUAGUUUAGUUCAAAAUGUUGUUAGCUUGUUGUAUUUUGAUUUUACUUCCUCUUUUUUUGCCAAAGCAUGAUCCCUAAAGUACGUACUGUGAGAAAUUUCAAUAACCCAACUGCCAGCUUCUAAGUGAAUUCAUUUUUUUUCUAAUCCAACAAUGACGAUACGCGCAGCUGACAAGUUUAGUUAAGUUCAAAGAUAAUUUUUGAUUCGAAACACUAUGAAAACAGAAAAAAACAAAACCAACCAAACAUCUGUGUGUGAUAUAAGACAGAAGAACAAUAGAAGUAAUACUAACAUGGUAAUUUGUUAGCAAUAUAGGCUUGCAUCGAGAUCUUCCAUGUGUACAGUGUAUCCAAACGAGUUUACGUACAAAUAAGAAAGUCACUGGGUUAUUCAAUUACAAUAUUCAAUUGGAUAAUCCUAUAAGUUUAAUCUAUUUAUGUUUACAAUGAAACGCUUGUAAAAUAUCCAAAAAUAUAACUGUUGAAUCCGUUUAA
Molecule: messenger RNA, 2806 nt
Organism: Drosophila montana
Lineage: Eukaryota; Metazoa; Arthropoda; Insecta; Diptera; Drosophilidae
Product: mucolipin-3-like
Exons: 3
Coding region: 276-2267 (663 amino acids)
Cellular component (GO): plasma membrane; lysosomal membrane
Molecular function (GO): NAADP-sensitive calcium-release channel activity
Source: RefSeq, a predicted model, not a curated record